Molecule: messenger RNA, 753 nt
Organism: Sinocyclocheilus anshuiensis
Lineage: Eukaryota; Metazoa; Chordata; Actinopteri; Cypriniformes; Cyprinidae
Product: lipopolysaccharide-induced tumor necrosis factor-alpha factor homolog
Exons: 8
Coding region: 19-753 (244 amino acids)
Cellular component (GO): cytoplasmic side of late endosome membrane; cytoplasmic side of lysosomal membrane; nucleus
Molecular function (GO): zinc ion binding
Source: RefSeq, a predicted model, not a curated record
ACUAACUGAACUAAGAAUAUGGAUAAGGCCGGAGAAGCUGAUUUGGAUGAGUUGGAAACGGUGGAAUAUCUGGAGGAUAUGGAGGAUAUAGAGGCUUUGAAAACCAUUGAAGCUCUUGAAUCUGCUCCACCGUACCCAGGCCAUCCAGCAGAUUACGUAGGAAAAGAAAUGACCCACAACCCAGGAUACAAUUCAUCUCCAUAUCCCAAUAUUUAUAUGGGAUACACCUCGUACCCAGAGCUGGGAGUUAAUCCAAACUUUCAGGGAGCUCCAAAUCAAGGGAUAUAUCCUCAGGUUAACAGUCCACACCCUGGGAUGUAUCCUCAAGCUAACACUCCAAACCCUGGGAUGUAUCAUAAAACUACCACCGUAACAACCACAGUGAUGCUUCCCAGCCUGCGUGAUUUACCCGCUCAAACCAUGUGCCCUCACUGUAAGCACCAGGUGAUCACUAUAACAGACCACUACUCUGGACUCAUGGCCUGGCUGGCCUGUGGCUGCCUUGCCCUCAUCGGUGUGAUUCUCUGCUGCCUGCCCCGACCCUCGCUCUGCAACUGUUUAUUCUCCUGGAUUAUCCCUGCUAAGACUUCGCCACACACGGAACCAGCAGCGAUCUAUCAGCUCACCACCGAGGUUUCUGCCCAGGCCUCCAUGUUAGCGUCUCAUCAACAGCAGCUGCAACGACUCACCUCGCUCACGGAGGAGAUGGUGCUGGCCCUGUUGUCUAGCGCCUUUCUGGAUGGAUUCAUGUAA